Messenger RNA from Tachyglossus aculeatus (Australian echidna), 912 nucleotides. RefSeq names its product olfactory receptor 52L1-like. Gene Ontology annotation, cellular component: membrane. The record is from RefSeq and is a predicted model, not a curated record. Gene Ontology annotation, biological process: G protein-coupled receptor signaling pathway. The transcript has a single exon. The coding region runs from base 1 to 912 and encodes 303 amino acids. NCBI's taxonomy places the organism in Eukaryota, Metazoa, Chordata, Mammalia, Monotremata, Tachyglossidae. Gene Ontology annotation, molecular function: G protein-coupled receptor activity; olfactory receptor activity.
AUGACUGUGGCCGGCAGUAACUCCAGCUCGAGAUCACGGUCCUUCUUCCUGAUUGGCAUCCCUGGGAUAGAAGACAUUCUGUGUUGGGUGGUGGUGCCCUUUUGCAUCAGGUACAUCCUGGCACUGCUGGGCAACAGCAUCAUCCUCUUCAUCAUCAAAAUUGACCCAACCCUGCACCAGCCCAUUUACCUGUUCCUGAACAUGCUGGCCGUCAUCAACUUUGUUCUGCCCACCUCCACCAUGCCCAAGGUGCUUGCCAUCUUCUGGACCCACACCCAGGAGAUGGAGUACCAUGCUUGCCUCAUCCAGAUGCUCUUCAUUCAUGCCUUCUCCUCCAUGGAGUCCAGAAUACUGGUGGCCCUGGCGCUGGACCACUUCAUGGCCAUUUGCCACCCCUUAUGGCAUACUGCCAUCCUGAACACGAUGGUGAUUGGGUGGAUUAGACUGGUGGUUUUGGGGCAGAGCCUGGUCCUCAUCACACCCUUCCCCAUCCUCCUGCAGCAGCUCUCCUUCUGCCAGGGCACCGUCGUCACUCAUUCCUACUGUGAGCACAUGGCCUUGGUCAAGCCGUCCUACUCUGACUCCACUGUGAACCGCUUCUAUGGGCUGAUGGUGGCCCUGCUGGUGGUGGGGCUGGACGUGCUGGCCAUCGUGGCUUCCUACAUCCUCAUCUUCCAGGUCAUCUUCCGCAUCCCCUCCCAGGAUGCCUGGCUCAAGGCGAUGGGGACCUGCGGCUCCCACAUCUGCAUCAUCCUCACCCACUGCUUUGGCCACAACAUCCCCCACCACAUCCAUGUCCUGCUGGCCACCCUCUACCUCCUGGUUCCACCCUCACUCAACCCCAUCAUCUACGGGAUCAAGACCAAGCAGAUCCACCAGACGUUGGCCAGAACCUUCUCUGUCCAAAGGUAG